Neltuma alba is the source of this 3090-nucleotide messenger RNA. Its product is annotated as protein FAR1-RELATED SEQUENCE 5-like. The record is from RefSeq and is a predicted model, not a curated record. Gene Ontology annotation, molecular function: zinc ion binding. The coding region runs from base 216 to 2870 and encodes 884 amino acids. The transcript is spliced from 5 exons. NCBI's taxonomy places the organism in Eukaryota, Viridiplantae, Streptophyta, Magnoliopsida, Fabales, Fabaceae. Gene Ontology annotation, biological process: regulation of DNA-templated transcription.
GAACCACGCUGUGACCGGCGAGCCAAUUACUAUCUUUUCUCUUACACCUCUGACUUCAAGCUGAGGCAACUCUUUCCCAUAACCAUCACACUCUCCGUAUUUCUGUUCUCAUAAUUUAUCUAUACCACUGCACCCUCCAUGGAUUUUUAGCGAUUACUCUCACCUUAAACCCUAAUUUCGGAUAUCAACGGCUCAGUUCUCAGUGUAGGUUUUUAAUGGAUGGGGAUGAUAACGACUUGGGGAGUGCACAUGAAGAAAAUGUUGAAGUCAGAUCUGAGAUAUCAAAUAACUUGGACUUGAAUGUGGAGCAAAACUGUUGCAGCCCCAAGGUUAUACAUGAUAAUGGUGCUCAAUCUGGUCAUGCUUCUGUGGACGAACCCAGUACCAGUAAUGUAUUGGGAACUGGGACAGAAUUUGAAUCUGAUGAGCAUGCAUACGGAUUCUAUAACAAAUAUGCCAGGUUGCUGGGUUUCAGUGUUAGAAAAGAUUGGGUAAAUAGGAGUAAAGUACAUGGUCAGGUGGUGUCUAGAAAGUUUACUUGCUCCAAAGAGGGAUACCGCAGGAAAGACAAAAGAGAUGUUAAUGUGAAAAAACACAGGAAAGAAACAAGAACUGGUUGCUUGGCUCAUAUGAUCAUCACUCGCCAACCAGAUGGUAAGUACCGAGUUACCAAUUUUGAGGCACAGCACAAUCAUGAUAAUAUAAAUCCUAGUAAAGCUCACAUGUUAAUGCUGCAAAAUGAACUAAGUGUUGCCCAAGGGGUAGAAGCUGACCCUAAAAAUACGAUAGGACCACCCAAGUCAAAGUCAGCAUUGGAAAUUAUGGAUAGAAAAUUUGCAGUUCGCGUGUCCCUUGAUCAAGUUUGUAUGGAUUUUGACAAUCACCUUCAGUCAGAGAGGGAUAGAGAUAUGAAUGAAGGAGAAGCAGGACGUUUAUUGGGUUACUUUCAGAGACAACACUUUGAAAAUCCUACAUUUUUUUAUUUCUUACAGUUAGAUGUUGAUGACAAGGUAAGCAAUAUAUUUUGGGCUGAUGACAAUAUGGUGCUGGAUUAUGAUUAUUUUGGUGAUGUAAUUUGUUUGGACACAACUUGCAGAACAGACAGAGAACUUCGACCAUUUGUACAAUUUAUAGGUGUUAAUCAUCACAAACAAGUGGUGAUCUUUGCAGCUGCACUUCUAUAUGAUGAUACCACGGAAUCAUUUAAUUGGUUAUUGCGUACUUUUAUUAAUGCCAUGUCUGGGAAAAAGCCGAAGUCUAUUCUCACAGAACAAGAAGCUGUAAUUAUUGAAGCUGUCAAUACAAUUCUGCCUGAAACAAACCAUUUUACUUGUGUAUGGCAGCUGUAUGAAAAUACUUUAAGACACCUCAGUCAUGUAGUUAAGGAUGCUAAUUCUUUUGCCAGCGAUCUCCGAUGCUGUAUUUAUGACCACAAAUACGAGGAGGAUUUUUCUCAUGCUUGGGAGGCUAUGUUGGAGAAGUAUGAUCUGCAGCAAAAUGAAUGGUUGAGAUGGAUGUACAGAGAAAGAGAGAAAUGGGCAGUUGUCUUUGGUCGAAAUACAUUUUUUUUGGAUGCAAAAGGCUCUCAUUUAGGUGAGAUUUUGUCUCGUAAAUUUAGAAGUUAUUUAAAUUCUGACCUUGAUGUCAUUCAAUUCCUGAAGCAUUUUGAAAGGGUAGUGGAUGAACUACGUUAUGAAGAAAUUGAAGCUAAUGAUGAGAUGAGGAGACGUUUGCCAAGACUAAUGGGUAAUGUUGUUUUGUUAAAGCAUGGAAGUGAUGCAUAUACUCCAAGGGCAUUUGAAGUAUUUCAGCAAGGAUAUGAGAAAUCUUUAAAUGUUGUUGUUAACCAAUUCAGUAGGAAUGGAUCACUGUUUGAGUAUAAAGCAAAUACGUUUGAACAUAUUAGACAAUAUAAUGUCACAUUCAAUUCUUUAGAUGAUACAGUUUUGUGCAGUUGUAUGCAGUUUGAGCGUGUUGGAUUUUUGUGUAGCCAUGCACUAAAAGUGCUUGACCAUAUGAACAUAAAAGUGGUUCCAUCUCAGUACAUCUUAAAGAGAUGGACAAAAGAGGCAAGGUUGGGAACUGUCAAGGACGUUGGGCAAUUUAACAUGCAAGAUAAUCCUAAGAUGAUUGUAGCAAGCCGUUACAAAGAUUUGUGCCACAGGCUGCUCAAGUUUUCAGCAAGGGCCUCCGAAUCUGUGGAAGGUUAUCAAUUUGCUCGGAUGAAACUUGAUGAGAUAAUGGAAGGAGUCGAGAGAAUCUUGGCAUUGAAAGGUGCAGAAACUCAGAUUAUCACCUCCAGCAGCGCUGAUGCAAUUGCUCCUGAGAAUGAGCCUGCAGACAUCUUUCUCAAUGGACAGGCAAUGGAAGAUCAAAAUGAAAGUAACAGAAUGGAAGAAGAAAAAGAAGGGAGCUCUACACCUGUUAGAGGCCAUCAAACUACUAUGCACUGUAAUGGAUUAGACACUCAAAGGGUUCUAGAUGUAGAAGUUUCUCCGCCAGAUACUGUUGCCUGCAUUUCAAGUCCCUCUUCUGCCUAUGUUUCAUCUCAAUGUACAACAUCAAAUCCCAUCAUGCAGGGACUGUAUAAUUUUGAAGCCAACCAUGUAGUUCAUUGCAUGUAUGAACAGUCCAAUCUUGCGCUGGACUCCCAAUCUAAUGAUAACAUGUACCAUCCACAAAACUUCUUUUCUACCCAACAGGAUUCUCCCGGCCAACCUCAACUGCUGCAGGAGCCUGUAAUUCAAAGCAUGUACCAGCAUUCCAUCCGCAACACUAAUCAGAUGAGACAGGUAAUUGAUAUCCAAAAUCCACAUUCAUCUUCAUUCCUGCUCUAUGAUCGUAAAUACAGAACUUCAGACGCUGCAUAAAUAAGAGGGAAGGAAAAUGAUUGAGUGAGUUCCCUCUGCUGUACAUAGUCCGAAUUGAUCAACCACAAAGGUUUUGUACUGAACGAUUCGUCUUAUUUUGGUAGUAAGAUAACUUAAAGUUUAAUGACAUUAUAGCUUGUGUGCACAUUUAUGUAAUUGAAUGAAAAAUAGAAAAUUCUUGCAAUGACAGCUGACAUAUCUCAAGUAUACUGUUCCUCUC